GUCAUCGAUACUGGACGUGCGACCAAUAUACAGCAAGUUGACAAUGAUGUUCUACAAAUUCAUGCUCAUUUUGGCCAUCUUUGCUGCAAAUAUUCCUGCAAAUAAAGGUUUAAUUUCUUGUACGAAAUCUGUGAUAUUUACAAAAUAUGGAUUUCGACCGAUGUCAGCCGAAGACACUACUAUUCUGACCACCAAAGCUGGCAGUGCAACUCAAUGUACACAAUUCUGCCUGAGUCACGUACAAUGUCAGUCAAUCGUAUACCACGAUGUAACCAGAUUAUGUGAAUUGUUGUCCAGUCUAAAGCAACAUGACCACAAAAACACAGAAACAGGCCACGUACAAUACAACAUCAAUUAUCAGCUGAGCGAUUGUAGUGACUUGCUGAAGAUAGGCGUGGGUUUUCACAGCGGAAUUUACAUUAUCUAUCCGAAAGGUGAGAACAACCCGCGGCCUGUAUACUGUGAUAUGGAAACAGAUGACGGUGGAUGGACGGUAAUUCAAAGACGUCGUGACAUUAUCGUAGACUUCAACCAACCUUGGGAAGAAUUCAAAAACGGGUUUGGCAAUUUGUGCGGUGACAUGUGGAUUGGAAACCAGUUCCUCCAUGAGGUAACAACAUCUGGAGAGUUCAAACUACGUUUGGAUUUGGAAGGCAUUGACGGAAAUACGUAUCACGUUACACACAACUCGUUUAAAAUCUUGGACGAAAGUCAAGACUUCAAACUGAACAUUGGGGAAAUCAUUGACGGUAAUGCUGGUGGUGUGUUCAAUACUGCUGUCGAUAUGCGAUUUUCUACUAAGGAUAGAGAUAAUGAUCUGCAUAAUCGCUUGUCAUGUGCAAAUGAUUACAGAAGUGGUUGGUGGUACAAAAAAUGUUUCAUUUGUUUGCCCAAUGGUAGAGUUGAUGUGAACUUCAAUUGCAAAAUAAAUGACAAAAAACUAGAAAUGAAAAUGGCUGAAAUGAAGAUUAAGAAUUACGGGUAGAACCUAUUUAUUUGGGAAUAGAAACUUCAGGUAAAAAAUGUAUCUUUAUCUAUUUUCUAAAGAAAAUGAUUAUAUUUUGCAAUUUUUAAGUGACCAUUUUAAUACUACUAAUUAUAAUAAUAAGUGACACUCACAAUUUUUUAUUUUAUUGAUGUUGUUGUUAGCUUGGUAUUUUAAUUGUUUUUUUUUUUAAUUUUAAUGUAAUGUUUUACUUACGGUUCUGAAGAUUUUUUUAAUACGUUAAAGUUGUGAUUAUGAUGCAAAAUACGGAAAAACAGCAAUGUUGACUAAAUGACGGUUGAGCGGAAUUUAAUUUGUAAACGUAGCAAUUAAUGAGUAAAUUCUCGUAGGAUUAUGCUCCAUGAAAUAGGCCUAUAUAGAUAAAUGGACACUAGACUGGUAGGCAGUAAAUGUAUUAAAACAGUUAAUUACAAAUUGUGAACUGCUAUUCACCAUCAGUGUUAAAAAAUAUCAGUAUAUCGUUUUAGUCUACCUAACCAUAAUGCCAGUGACAUGCGAUAUAUUAUUCUACAAAGUAAUUUCAUAUCUACCAAAGAAAGACGUAGUGCGGAAAUCCGUUGGAUUCUCCGCCUAAAAACCCCGAAAAAAGGUCUUAAUAAGGACAUGGGCUUUGCCAGUGAAUAUACAUUCAUCAAAGACAUUAAUUAAGCAAGCCUAAACUUUGUUUACUCCAGCCCUAUUUCAUUUCCUGUAUAUUUAUUUUGACUAUGCUACAGACUUCACUAUAUAUUUAUUUUAUAUCAUAUUAUAUAUUUCUGUUCCAUAUUUUUAUCCAUAUAAUGCUUUAUUUUACCUAUUUAUAAUUUUCCAUUUCCUGCGUAUAUCCUAUUUCUCUAUUUGUUUAGAAGCCAUCCCCUCACAGUCAGCAUAUCGUGGGAACAGCCAUUAUCUCCUUUCUCAUUCCUUAUUGUUUAUCUAUACUCAGCAUUAAGACAUUGUCUUUGCUAGUAAGCUUUCUUACUUUAGAUAACAACUCAGCUCUC
Molecule: messenger RNA, 1989 nt
Organism: Anneissia japonica
Lineage: Eukaryota; Metazoa; Echinodermata; Crinoidea; Comatulida; Comatulidae
Product: fibrinogen-like protein A
Exons: 5
Coding region: 44-985 (313 amino acids)
Source: RefSeq, a predicted model, not a curated record